GUCGUACGCACCGCCAACUCAUUCUACCGGGUUAUUCCUCCAUUCUCCUUACAACCAUGCCAGCUGUUGUAGAUGCUUUCAAGAAUCUCAUCCGCAAACAUCACCACCAUCGGCAUCCUGACUCUGACUCCCAACCAUACACGGCGUCUGUGCCGGAGCCAAGUCACCAGCCUCAGCAUAGACAACAACAACAGCAACAACAACAGCAACAGCAACAACAACAACAGGAGUCGCAACAGCAGGCUAAGCUUCGGGCUGAACAGGAUUCUCGGAAACAUCAGCAGCCUGAGAAACAACAUCAACCUGAGAAGCAGCAGCCUGAGAAUACACCUCAGCCUGAACCCGUGCCUGAUACUCGACAUCCACAAAUCAACAUGACCGAGGAUCGAGAGCCCAAAAUCAAACUGCCCACCUACAAAGGCUUGGAAAACUUCAAGCUAUUGGAUAAGAUGGGAGACGGCGCAUUUUCGAAUGUUUACAAGGCAGUAGAUCUAACAACUGGGCAGACAGUCGCAGUGAAAGUUGUUCGCAAAUUCGAGUUGAAUGCUUCACAGGCCGGCGAUAAACAUCUCAAUGUUCAGUUCAAGAAAAAGCCGCGCGUAACAGAGCGAGCCAAUAUUUUGAAAGAGGUGCAAAUCAUGAGGGGAACAAAUCACCCAUCGAUCGUAAAGUUGAUCUCAUUUUCCGAAUCACAAGAACACUAUUUUCUGGUUAUGGAACUUAUGGAGGGCGGGGAAUUGUUCCACCAGAUCGUCAAACUGACGUAUUUUAGUGAGAAUCUAGCAAGACACGUGAUUCUCCAGGUCGCACAAGGUAUCCGUUAUCUUCACGAAGAACGUGGUGUUGUACAUCGGGACAUCAAACCGGAAAAUCUGUUAUUCGAACGGAUACCUAUCGUUCCUUCAAAAAGUUCCGUACAACGUCCGUAUGAUGAGGAAAAGGAAGAUGAGGGUGAAUUUAUUCCAGGCGUUGGUGGAGGCGGAAUCGGGCGAAUCAAGAUUGCAGACUUUGGCUUAUCAAAAGUGAUCUGGAACGAAGAAACAAUGACGCCAUGCGGAACAGUUGGCUAUACUGCCCCCGAAAUCGUCAAGGAUGAGCGUUAUUCGCAAAGUGUGGACAUGUGGGCACUUGGCUGCGUGCUUUACACACUUCUUUGCGGGUUCCCGCCAUUUUACGACGAGAGUAUCAACGUCUUAACAGAAAAAGUCGCACGGGGUUAUUACACGUUUUUGAGUCCAUGGUGGGAUGACAUCAGCCAUUCUGCGAAGGAUCUCAUUCAACAUUUGUUAUGCGUGGACCCUGCUCAGAGAUAUACCAUAGACGAAUUCCUUGCUCACCCGUGGUGCACCGCCGCUCCUGCCCCACCACCCGUAUCAUCCACUCCUGUUUAUGCCAACUCUCGUCCGCUUGACUCUCCUCUGCUUACCGCUGCUCGUGGUGGCGUUUUAGAGGCCCGUUCUCCUGGUCUCGCAACGCUUAAGGAAGCAUUCGACAUCACCUAUGCAGUCCACCGUAUGGAAGAAGAAGGUGCACGUCGGCGUGCAUACAAUGGUCGUGGCGGCGCCGGUAUCCGAGGAUACCUGCAUGGGCUCAAUGAGAACGAGGAAGACAACGUCGACGACAAAGUCCUCGUACAUGAUGCACGGAACAGGAGAGGGGAGCUCGAAACUCGUGCACCAAUAGCGUUCACCACCUUGGGUGGGUUGCCUGGCGCCGGAGCGAAGACCGUCGCAAAGCGCAAUGUCAUUGGUGGGCCUAAUCAAGCCGAUCGUAGUCUUCUGGACGGUCGCGCUGGCCCAAGAGACCGCGGUCGCCGUCAACCUGGUGGCCAAGGUUUCCAGCUAGACAUGGACAAUGCAACCCUACUUGGUCGUCGCAAUAAAAAGACAAGUCCUGGUAUUGCGGAAUCGAGUCCACUAUCGCACGCUGUCCACAUAGAUGACCACUCGUUUCCGCCUGGAAGUCCUAUGCGGAUCGCCUGAUGAUGUCGGACAUUUUUCUCUUGCCGCGCGUCUCAACAAAUCUCUUUUUGAGUUGCCUGCACUCACCAAUCACUAUAAUAUCUUCAAGCACCAUAGAAUACCUUUUGCCUUGCCCUGCAUUCUCUUCCAGAAAGAACAUUCGCACAUACUGGCACAUACUGAUAAUUAGUUGUCCCAUAAAUGUUACUUUGUUGUCUCUUUAACUGUUGUACCUACCGCAUGCAUACAUUUGUACUUCAUAAACACUGCACUUAUGUAUUACACGCA
This is a messenger RNA of Suillus bovinus, 2249 nucleotides long. RefSeq names its product kinase-like domain-containing protein. Gene Ontology annotation, molecular function: ATP binding; protein kinase activity. The transcript has 11 exons. The record is from RefSeq and is a predicted model, not a curated record. Gene Ontology annotation, biological process: protein phosphorylation. The coding region runs from base 57 to 1982 and encodes 641 amino acids. Lineage: Eukaryota; Fungi; Basidiomycota; Agaricomycetes; Boletales; Suillaceae.